CUUCCUUAAAACUGUCGGAAGACUGUUCAAAAAGAUCCUCUCUUUUUCUGUUCCCUUCCUCUCCCUCUUCUCCCUUUCUCCAAACAUAUACACACCCUGGAUUCGCUUGCUAGAACAUCCCUAUGACAAUGUCGUGGAAACUCACUAGAAAACUAAAGGAGACGCACUUGGCUCCUUUGACCCAAACAUUCACCCGAUCCUCCUCCACAUCCACCAUCAAAGGUGAUUCUGGCGAAGAGACCCCCGUUGUUUCGCAAACCCCCAGUAUCUCCACAACAAACUCCAAUGGAAUCAAUGCCUCGGAGUCACUCGUCUCCCCGCCCGUGGCCCCUGUCAAGCCCGGAAUCCUGAUCGUCACCCUCCACGAAGGUCGAGGCUUCUCUCUUUCCCCCCACUACCAACAGAUCUUCAACUCCCAUUUCCAGAGCAGCGGUUCCUAUGGCAUGCGUCCAAGCUCUUCGUCAUCCCACUCUGCACACGGACAGGCCGCCUCCUACGUCCCCAGCGGUCGCCCUCAAUCCACCAGCGGGGGUAUCAAUGCCGCUCCGACCUCCCACGGUCGCUAUUCGACCAAGUACCUCCCCUAUGCCCUUCUGGAUUUCGAAAAGAACCAAGUUUUCGUCGACGCCGUUUCUGGUUCCCCCGAAAACCCCUUGUGGGCUGGAGACAACACGGCGUAUAAGUUUGAUGUGUCGCGCAAGACGGAAUUGAACGUCCAGUUGUAUUUGCGGAACCCCACGGCUCGUCCUGGCGCUGGUCGCAGCGAGGAUAUCUUCCUCGGCGCCGUCAAGGUACAUCCUCAUUUCGAAGAGGCUCAGCCCCAUGCGGAAGACCCCAAGUCCAAGAAGACGCCGCAGGAGCGCCAGCUGGGUCAGCUGGGCGCCGAAUGGCUGGAUAUGCAGUUCGGCACCGGUUCCAUCAAGAUUGGUGUCUCCUUCGUCGAGAACAAGCAGCGCAGCAUGAAGUUGGAAGACUUCGAGUUGCUGAAGGUUGUGGGUAAGGGUAGUUUCGGCAAGGUCAUGCAGGUCAUGAAGAAGGAUACGGGUCGGAUUUACGCCCUCAAGACUAUCCGCAAGGCGCACAUCAUCUCACGGUCGGAAGUCACCCACACCCUCGCCGAAAGAUCCGUGCUCUCUCAAAUCAACAACCCCUUCAUCGUCCCUCUCAAGUUCUCCUUCCAGUCUCCGGAGAAGCUGUACCUCGUCCUUGCUUUCGUCAACGGCGGUGAGCUGUUCCAUCACCUUCAGCGCGAGCAGCGCUUCGAUAUCAACCGGGCCCGUUUUUACACUGCCGAGCUGCUCUGUGCGCUGGAGUGCCUGCAUGGUUUCAAGGUCAUCUACCGUGAUCUCAAGCCUGAAAACAUUCUUCUGGAUUACACUGGCCACAUUGCUCUGUGCGACUUUGGUCUGUGCAAGUUGGACAUGAAGGAUGAGGAUCGCACAAACACGUUCUGUGGUACCCCUGAAUACCUCGCACCCGAGCUUUUGCUUGGAAACGGAUACACAAAGACCGUUGACUGGUGGACGCUGGGUGUCCUCCUUUACGAGAUGUUGACGGGUCUUCCCCCCUUCUACGACGAAAACACCAACGAUAUGUAUCGGAAGAUCCUUCAGGAGCCCCUGACUUUCCCCAGCACGGACAUUGUUCCCCCGGCCGCUCGGGAUCUGCUGAGCCGACUGCUUGAUCGCGAUCCUCAACGUCGGUUGGGAGCUAACGGCGCAGCGGAGAUCAAGUCGCACCACUUCUUCGCUAACAUCGAUUGGCGCAAGCUUCUCCAGCGGAAGUACGAGCCCAGCUUCCGUCCGAACGUGAUGGGCGCUCGCGAUAUCACCAACUUCGAUCGGGAGUUCACCUCCGAAGCACCGCAAGAUUCGUACGUGGACGGCCCCAUGCUGUCACAGACUAUGCAGCAACAAUUCGAAGGCUGGUCUUACAACCGCCCGGUUGCCGGUCUUGGCGACGCCGGUGGCAGUGUCAAGGAUCCCUCUUUUGGUAGCAUCACCGAGUAAAAAAGCUGAUAUAUCAUCAAUCGACUCACUUGAACACCAUACGUCCCUUCAAGACAUAAAGGGAAAUUGUUUGAGACAAUUUCUUGCUUUUUCACCUUUACUCGUGCAUAUUCUCUGCAUAGCUCGAGCACUUGCUUCACUGCUGGUUCUCCCUGUU
Messenger RNA from Aspergillus eucalypticola CBS 122712, 2166 nucleotides. Its product is annotated as serine/threonine-protein kinase. Gene Ontology annotation, molecular function: ATP binding; protein serine/threonine kinase activity. Lineage: Eukaryota; Fungi; Ascomycota; Eurotiomycetes; Eurotiales; Aspergillaceae. Gene Ontology annotation, biological process: protein phosphorylation. The coding region runs from base 123 to 2009 and encodes 628 amino acids. The record is from RefSeq and is a predicted model, not a curated record. The transcript is spliced from 5 exons.